GCAAGCAGGGCAUAUUUCCCGUUAUUGUCCCCUUCCUGAUAGGCGCGUUACUCCGUCUACUAGCACAACUAUCAUUCCAGCACAACCACUGGUUACUAUGCCUGCUGGCAAAAAUCCUGUCGGCACGGUCGCUCCUGCGGCUAACUCCUACUCUGUUCCGUUCUCCGGUCAGUACUCGGAUAAGGGGUGGUUACACAACCGGGUGGCGACUCUCGAGGAUAUCGUCGACAAAAUCAAGGAGAAACAUGAUGCAGAAACAGCCAAGGAACUUGCGGCUAAAGAAGAAGAAGAACGAAUGAAAAAGGAGAAGGUUGAAGAGGAUCGUUGUCUACGAGAGAAACAAGAGAGGGAGGAGUGGCAACUCAAGAUGCAGGAGGAUUUGAAUAGUCGGUGGGAGAUGGUUUGUGAUAAGAUAGAUCAGAAGGAUAAGGUGAGCAAUGAAGUUGCCACACUACGAGAAAAAGUUGCUAGGAUGUCAAGCAAGAAAGAGGCGGCCAAACCGUCAUCAUCCGUGGCUAAACCAGUAUCCAGGGAUGACGUUGUCGAAAGGCUGAAGCGGGAGCACGAGGAUCUGAGAGCAGUGGCAGAUCAGCGAUUUGUUUUGCUGGAGGAGAGACUCUUGGAGUUGACUAAAGUUAAAGAAGAAGCGGAGGCUAGCGCCGAGUUAUGGAAAGCCGAAGCACUCCGCCCUGGGAACAAGAGGGGGAGUAUUGCGGUUGGUCAAACUCCUGUUUCCCACGUGAGGGUACGACAGCGUAGUACACCGGCUACCUUGCCAACUGAGCCUCGAGUCAAUCAGCAGUUCAAGGGCAUUGUGGUGCGUCAUAACAUGGAGGUCAAUCUCUUGAAAAAACUGCGUUUGAAGGAUGUCAACGAGCGGCUUGAUGUAGAGAAGGAGGUUAAAAGGCUUAAAGAAGUCAUGGCCAAGCUCGAAAUGGAGAAAGAACGAGGAAGCAAUCUGCAGAGUCGAUUGGACGAGGUGGCUGGUCCUUCUGCCAAGAAAGUAGGUUGCUCUUCGGUGAAGAAGAAAAGUGUGGAUACCUCGAGGGAACAGGUGAAUGAGUGAGAAGCUUUCGUGUGUGCGGCCAGGAAGCAAAUGAAGAAACUGAAUAAGGAGCAGGUGCUGAAGAUUUGUGGCAAGGAGGGGAUUGCGUACACUAAGUUGGAACAAACUAAGGAGAAAAUU
Molecule: messenger RNA, 1186 nt
Organism: Chara braunii
Lineage: Eukaryota; Viridiplantae; Streptophyta; Charophyceae; Charales; Characeae
Source: the annotation of a GenBank genome assembly